GUCGGACUCCCACGUGCCGGGUACCUGGUACCACGUCCUGAGCUACCCCCUCUUCGGAGACGUGACCAAAGCGCUGGUGCGCCCAGCUCGCUGGUGGGGCCCAGACCAGCGGGAGGCAGCGGCGAAGUAUUCCGAGAGGAUUGGGGAGACCUUGCUGUCGCAGAUUGCCAAGACUGGCGGUAGCCCGCAGCAACGCCGGGUAGCGUGGAGCCUCAUGGAGGUGCUUUUGCGGCACGGCGUGCCGUUGCCCGACCUGCUGCGGGAGUUCGAGAAGGUUUGCGGGCAGCAGGAGCCCUGCCGGCGGCAGUGGCGCAAGGACUGGCUGCAGAUGCUUG
This is a messenger RNA of Effrenium voratum, 335 nucleotides long. NCBI's taxonomy places the organism in Eukaryota, Dinophyceae, Suessiales, Symbiodiniaceae. The record is from the annotation of a GenBank genome assembly.